Messenger RNA from Megalops cyprinoides (Indo-Pacific tarpon), 1197 nucleotides. RefSeq names its product vascular endothelial growth factor C-like. The transcript is spliced from 8 exons. Gene Ontology annotation, biological process: positive regulation of protein phosphorylation; sprouting angiogenesis; response to hypoxia. Bases 1 to 1197 code for a protein of 398 amino acids. NCBI's taxonomy places the organism in Eukaryota, Metazoa, Chordata, Actinopteri, Elopiformes, Megalopidae. Gene Ontology annotation, molecular function: vascular endothelial growth factor receptor 3 binding; chemoattractant activity; growth factor activity. Gene Ontology annotation, cellular component: membrane. The record is from RefSeq and is a predicted model, not a curated record.
AUGACGUACAACCGACAGGAACCGGAAGUAUUUGUUUACAAAGACAACGCUGUUGAACUAUUGAAUGAUUAUUCCGGUUAUGGCCACGCUGGAAAUAUCAAGGAACAUGUGGCUUCAGAGACUGAGGAGCAGCUGCGUUCAGUGUCCAGUGUGGAUGAACUGAUGAAAAUGAUAUACCCAAAGUACUGGACCAUGCUGAGAUGUCGAUCAAAGCGAGGCCUUCAAUUCACCACCAGGGAUCAUGUCUCCUCUGAGACAAGUACAGAGCAGCCUCUGACAUUUGCUGCAGCUUUCUUUAACAUUGAAAUUUUAAAAAGUAUUGAUGCAGAGUGGAGGAAGACCCUGUGCAUACCUCGCCAAGUGUGUGUGGAAGUGGGGAGAGAGUUUGGGGCCGCUACAAAUGUCUUCUAUAAACCCCCUUGCGUGUCUGUCUACAGAUGUGGAGGCUGUUGCAACAGAGAGGAACUUCAGUGCAAGAAUAUUAGCACUUCCUACAUCAGCAAAACACUUUUUGAGAUUACUGUUCCAGUUACAAAGGGAACAAAGCCAGUCACAAUCAACUUUGCCAACCAUACUUCGUGUCGCUGUCUAUCUAAAGAGCAUGUACACAGACAGAUGCACUCAAUAAUAAGGAGGUCCCUACCACAUUGUAAUGUGGAAAACAAAACAUGCCCGGAGAAUCACAUUUGGAACAGCCAUGUGUGCAGAUGUGAGAUACAGCACAGCACUCUCCCAUCACAGCAUUCAAUACUGCAGUCUUUUUUCACUGAUGCCUGUGGACCAUAUCAGGAGUUGGAUGAUGACACGUGUCAGUGUGUGUGUAGGAGACGAGUGGGGGCUUUCAGCUGCGGACCUAACAGAGAGCUGGACGAACGUUCCUGCCAGUGUGUCUGCAAACUGCCUCCUGCAUCCUGUGGACCUAACAAAACUUUCAACAAGGACACAUGCCAGUGUGUCUGUGAAAAGGUUUGCCCUAAGCAUCUACCCCUGAACCAUACUACAUGUUCCUGUGAAUGUGCAGAGUCACCAAACAAAUGCUUCUUGCGAGGGAGAAGGUUUCAGCAUGCAACAUGCAGUUGCUACCAUCCACCUUGUGAAGUUCAGAAGAAAACUUGUGAAGGAGGAUUCUACUUUAGUGAGGAGGUAUGCCGUUGCAUACCAACAUACUGGAGAGGACUAGAUUUAAUACAUGGAUGA